CAUCAGCAGGAAGGUGGUUGAUGACGACUUUUUAGCGUGUUCCCGUGGGAUCUGGAGUGACGUCUUCACAGAAGCCACUCGAGUUAGUGUUCUUGGCCAAACCUACCCUUGCACUGGUUUUUAUAGGAGCAUCCCUUUGCCUCGGAGAGCUCAAUGAGAGGAGGCGAGGCAGCCUGACUGUAAGUCUAGAGCCAGGAGGAGAGCGCACCGCGUUACGCACAAGAACUUUCCCCGGCAAUUGAUAGAGUUUCAGCACCACGGAUAGCGCCCCAUUGCCUCCUGUUGCUCCUGGCGGGUGCUGAAACUUCUCAGUGACUGGAAACCAAACGCACGAAGAGACCGGAGCUCUAGUCAUCCAGGUUGAAGUUAUGGAAUACAGAAACAUCUUUCACCUUCUGGUAUCUUUUACUCUCAUCAAUGUUUUCUGCUUGAGUGCCCGGGCAUUGCCUCCCAUGGGGACCUAUUCAAAUCCCAGGCUGGGAAAUCGGUUACCAUUUGAGGGAGCAAGUGAACCUGAUCAGACUCAGGGAUCAUUAAAACCAGACACAGACAUGCUUCAAGAUACACUACCAGAAAAUGACGAAUUCUUUCUGGAUAUGUCCAGAGCAGUUGGCAGAACAUCAAGACAUGCUGAUGGACUCUUCACUAGUGGAUACAGCAAACUUUUGGGUCAGCUUUCUGCAAGAAGAUAUUUAGAGUCUUUGAUUGGGAAAAGAGUGAGCAACAAUGUGGUAGAAGACCAGGUACCUGUAAAGCGCCACUCUGAUGCUGUGUUCACUGAUAACUACAGCCGAUUCAGGAAGAAAAUGGCUGUAAAGAAAUUCUUGAAUUCUGUCUUGACUGGAAAGAGAAGUCAAGAAGAUAUUGAUCCCGCAAGUCUUCGAGAAAAUGCAGAUCUAAGCCAACCACCAUUUUCAGACUACGAUGAUGCCACACUUAAUGAAAUCCUUAACCACCUCCCUUUGAACCUUUGAAAAACACCAUCGGGCGACUGAAUCACAAGAACAACUUUACUAUAUUUUUGAGUUUGACAUAGUCUUUCAAACAAUGAAUUCAGUAUUCAAACCAAAACAAAUGUUGUGAGGUGAAAAUUGUGACAAAUAUGUUUCUUUAUUUAAAAGUUGAUGUUUACACUGUAAAUAUAAGUUUAGAGAGCUCUACCUACAGCUGUACAUAGUAUGCAAGUCUUUUAUUUAUUUCAUAUGCUUUAAAACCUUUUAUUUCAAUAAAUGCAUAUAAAACGUAAAUACAAAGCAGAGGCACAUAUUAAGGUUUUUAGAAUGAUACAUGUAAGGAAAGCAUGUGUGUAGAGUAAAGUAUGUAAAUAAACUUUGCUACUACGUUAAAAAAAGAACGCAUUAGCUAAUAUUAUAUGAAAGCAGAAUAAAACAAAUAUCUACCGACAUAAGGGGGCAGAUUUACUAAGGGUCGAAUUUCGAAGUACAAAA
Messenger RNA from Xenopus laevis (African clawed frog), 1448 nucleotides. It is a transcript of the gene vip.S, whose product is annotated as vasoactive intestinal peptide S homeolog. The record is from RefSeq and is a predicted model, not a curated record. The coding region runs from base 369 to 974 and encodes 201 amino acids. The transcript is spliced from 7 exons. NCBI's taxonomy places the organism in Eukaryota, Metazoa, Chordata, Amphibia, Anura, Pipidae. Gene Ontology annotation, cellular component: neuron projection; extracellular region. Gene Ontology annotation, molecular function: neuropeptide hormone activity; hormone activity; peptide hormone receptor binding. Gene Ontology annotation, biological process: adenylate cyclase-activating G protein-coupled receptor signaling pathway; epinephrine secretion; regulation of protein localization.